Neocloeon triangulifer is the source of this 1232-nucleotide messenger RNA. Its product is annotated as trypsin-7-like. Gene Ontology annotation, biological process: proteolysis. Gene Ontology annotation, molecular function: serine-type endopeptidase activity. The transcript is spliced from 5 exons. NCBI's taxonomy places the organism in Eukaryota, Metazoa, Arthropoda, Insecta, Ephemeroptera, Baetidae. The record is from RefSeq and is a predicted model, not a curated record. The coding region runs from base 57 to 842 and encodes 261 amino acids.
UAAUUGUCAAAACUAAGUAUGAGCGAGUAUCGCUUCAAACUUUGCAAAUUGAAGAGAUGACAAAGUGGAUCCUCGGUUUCACUCUGUUUGGAUCCGCCAUGUGGCUCUUAAGUUUUAUGGUACAAUCGAACCGUGAUUUCGAUUACAACAGCAGAUUGGAAAACAGGAACAUCGCGGACAUCAGUGAAUUUCCAUCGCAAGUUUCGCUGCAUUUCUUGGGAAGUCACGCCUGCGGAGCAACAAUAAUAAGCGAGAGCUGGAUUCUCACCGCGGCCCACUGCAUUGAAAUGUCUUUCAACUUUUUGCACAAAGUGUACGCAAACUCUAACAAAUGGAACGACAACGGCACGGCGCACCAAGUGUUGGAAAUCAAACGCCACCCUGGCUUCACCUCCAGCAACCUGACAAGUGAAGACAUUGCACUGAUUCAGGUCGAGCCGCCCUUUCAAUUUAGCAGAACGGCUCGGCCGGCUCGACUUCCAGACCACGGCGAAGACGUGAAAAGCGGUGAAAAGGGCGUAGUUAUUGGUUGGGGUUUUGACAAAAACGGAUGGAUGAGCCCAUAUUUGAUGAAAAUGGAGCAAGUGGUCAAAAGUUAUGACGAGUGCUUUGAAAUUUUUCAACCGGACGUGCCAUUGAGAAGAAGCCAGUUAUGCGCUGAAAUUGCAGAGGACUCGAAGGAAAUUUGCACGGGUGAUUCUGGAGGCCCCCUCUUUGUUGGCGACACGAUUGUGGGGAUCGUUUCGUGGGCAACCAACGAUUGCGAAGACCGGGACUUCCCUGGUGUGUUCACCAGGGUAGCCUCGUUUCGCAACUGGAUCAAGGAAAAUUCUGGCGUUUGAAGCGCGUGUGAACCACAAUGAGGAGACUUCAUGCUCGCCUUUGAUCGAUCAUCUAUUAAGUUCUGAUCAGCUAAAUUAUCUGCUGAUCCUGUGCUGAUCGAUGCGUCUGUUUCAUGGGACGCGUGCUAUGAUUGAUAGAGACAUAGAUAACUGGGCACUUGACAUUAGGAUUAGAUCUAGUUUGAAAGAACCUUGGAGAUUAAAUUGAAAAAUUGUUUAAAAUAUAUUUUAAGUAAACUAAAUAUUGCUGAAAUAAUAAACUGAAAACAAUUGUAACUGUACUUAAUUGUCUAAACACAAUGUAACAUGGAAGACUUGAAAAAAAUCACGUAUCUCACAUUGUGAAAUAAAGAGAGCUACUAAAUUUAAUCAAUGUUCCAUUAUUUUAUC